Nycticebus coucang (slow loris) is the source of this 1434-nucleotide messenger RNA. It is a transcript of the gene DTWD1, whose product is annotated as DTW domain containing 1. The transcript has 5 exons. Gene Ontology annotation, cellular component: nucleus. Gene Ontology annotation, biological process: tRNA modification. Bases 448 to 1362 code for a protein of 304 amino acids. The record is from RefSeq and is a predicted model, not a curated record. Gene Ontology annotation, molecular function: tRNA-uridine aminocarboxypropyltransferase activity. NCBI's taxonomy places the organism in Eukaryota, Metazoa, Chordata, Mammalia, Primates, Lorisidae.
ACUCCGAUCUCGGUGUCGGUCUCCGCGCUCUCUGGAGACCAGUGGUCUGGCUGGACUGUGCGGCCACGGGAAGUGAUCGUUCUGUCGGGACCCUAGCUGAGUGCUAGGGUGUCUCCUUUUAGGAGCGGAGGGGCUCUCGGUCCCUGCGCCGACUCUUUGGCGUUUCUUAGGAUCUUGCGGGCCCUUUGGGGAAGAAGAUUACAGAUUUUCCUCGAAGAAUAUUUUUUUCUUCACAAUGGUUUUUGGUGCUUUUUGCCCUAAAGGAAGUUUAUCCUCAAAAAAGUCAGUUCCCUAGAAACUCCAUUCUCUAUUUUUUAGUAUUUGGAGUGGUUUAUAGGGGAUUGGUAAUCCCGGAAGGAGAAUCCUACCUAGUACAGACACAGGAUUAGUGUACCUAUCAUAAAAUGUGUUUUAAAAAUAAAUAUUAAACUUUUGUUGGAAUGAAGAAUGUCUCUUAAUCCACCUAUAUUUCUUGAAGAAAGUGAAGAAAGUAAUACAAAAUUUGUGGAAACACAGCAAUCACAACAAACUUCCACAGUUUCAAAUGAUCCCCUUCAGAACUUAUGCUUAGCAUCUCAAGAAGUUCUUCAAAAAGCUCAGCAAAGUGGGAGAUCAAAAUGUCUCAAAUGUGGUGGUUCAAGGAUGUUCUACUGCUAUACAUGUUACGUCCCAGUUGAAAAUGUACCUGUUGAACAGAUUCCACUUGUGAAGCUUCCAUUGAAGAUUGACAUCAUUAAACAUCCAAAUGAAACAGAUGGCAAAAGUACUGCUAUACAUGCAAAACUCUUAGCUCCUGAAUUUGUAAACAUUUACACAUAUCCUUGUAUUCCAGAGUAUGAAGAAAAGGACCAUGAAGUUGUACUUGUUUUUCCUGGACCUCAGUCUGUCUCAAUAAAAGAGAUUUCUUUUCAUCUGCAAAAAAGGAUUCAAAAUAAUGUUAGAGGCAAAAAUGAUGACCCUGAUGUGCCAUUUUUUAAACGCAAGAAAACAGAAGAACAGGAAGGCUGUGAUUUGAAAGACAGCAAAUGCAAAGGAACAACACUGAAAAAAGUUAUAUUUAUAGAUAGCACUUGGAACCAAACAAACAAAAUCAUCACUGAUGAGCGACUUCAAGGGUUGUUGCAAGUUGAAUUGAAAACAAGAAAAACUUGCUUUUGGCGCCAUCAAAAAGGAAAGCCAGAUACUUUCCUUUCCACAAUUGAAGCCAUUUACUACUUUCUAGUAGACUACCAUACUGAUAUAUUAAAAGAGAAAUACAAAGGACAAUAUGACAAUCUUUUAUUUUUCUAUUCUUUUAUGUACCAGUUGAUAAAGAAUGCUAAAUGCUCUGGAAAUAAAGAAACAAGAAAACUUACCCAUUAGUUUGUAACAAGCCACCUAUGUCUUUUUAUUUUGCUAAAAUUAAUAAACAUAUUUGUACUCUGUUUAUUCUUA